AUGGCAGCUUGGCGCACUUUUGUCCUUCAAAGUGACACGGGCGUUCGCAGUGUGCAACCGUCGACCUCCUCCUCCUUCGGAGUAAAUCGCAUCCUUCCCGCGACGAAACCUGACUCCAAACCCUGCGACCUUUCUCCUUGGAGCUCCACAAUCACCCCCACCAUCACGGACAAAAACGGAGGCAGUCGAACAGAAACCCGACAUUCAUCCAGCUCCGACCUCUCUCCGACCGACAGCCUGCCCUCUUCUAUAGCGCCCUCGCCGCCAGUUGCCGAGGACAUGUCGUUCUCCCCAAUCGCCUCUUCGACUGCGAAGCGCUAUCGCAAAGCUCGUGUAUACUUCCAGCCGAAGGAUCUAUCAAUUCUAGAAAACUUUUAUAAAAAGAAAAGCUACCUUUCAGGGCGCGAAAGGGAGAUUCUGGCUCAGCAGUUGGGUAUAACGGAGGACAGGGUAUGA
Molecule: messenger RNA, 456 nt
Organism: Dibothriocephalus latus
Lineage: Eukaryota; Metazoa; Platyhelminthes; Cestoda; Diphyllobothriidea; Diphyllobothriidae
Source: the annotation of a GenBank genome assembly